Messenger RNA from Elephantulus edwardii (Cape elephant shrew), 1167 nucleotides. It is a transcript of the gene LIME1, whose product is annotated as Lck interacting transmembrane adaptor 1. Gene Ontology annotation, biological process: T cell receptor signaling pathway; B cell receptor signaling pathway; regulation of non-canonical NF-kappaB signal transduction. NCBI's taxonomy places the organism in Eukaryota, Metazoa, Chordata, Mammalia, Macroscelidea, Macroscelididae. The transcript is spliced from 7 exons. The record is from RefSeq and is a predicted model, not a curated record. Gene Ontology annotation, cellular component: B cell receptor complex. Bases 1 to 1167 code for a protein of 388 amino acids. Gene Ontology annotation, molecular function: protein kinase binding.
AUGGGACCACCACUGGCCUCGGCCCCUCCUGUGCUCUGGGUUCUCGCCAGUUUCACAUUGCUCCUCGGGCUGUGGGUACUGUGUGUGGCUUGCCGCAGGAAGCAGGCCUCAAGGCCAUGGGCAGGGCUGGAAGGCAUAGAGACACCAGCAGACCCAACUCUGUUAAGACAGACUCACCUCUGCACCCUCAGCACGUUGGACACUGGGUUACACAAGCUGCACCACGGCCCUCCAAGCAGCCAAGCGCCCCGGCCUGCUAGCAUGGACCUCCUGCAGGCGCACUGGCUGGAGGGACAGAAGGGCACUCCCAAACUGCCUAAAGCACCUCUCUCUCUACAUCAAGAUCUACCGAAGCCUUUGCUGGUUCUCCCCUCCACCCCCACUUGCCCCGAGGUAACCUAUUCCAAUGUGGGGCUGGCCUCACUUCCCAGAGCCAGCCUGGCGGCCAGACCAGUGGCAGCUGAGUAUGCCUGUGUGCGGAAGCUCAAGGGAACAGAGAAUACUGAAGUGCUGCCGUCUGCACAGGUGGACAUCUUGUACUCCAGGGUCAACAAGCCUAAAAGGACGGGCAAAGGGCUGAAGAACGAGUCUCUUGGCCCAGAGGGCCUGAGAUCCUUGCCAAGCCCCCUUCCAAGGGGCCAGGAUGUUGACCUGCUGGCCCUGGAGAACGUUUACGAGAGCAUCCAGGAGCUGGGCCGCACCUCCUGCAGCCCCCCAGCUGGCUCUGUGGGGCUAGGAGGGGACAGUGAACUGUCCAGCUUAUGGCCAGGCGAGCCGGGCUGGAAGGCAGAGGAGGGAGAAAACCCAGUCGACCCUGGGGGCUGCACUUGGGCCCUGAAGCCCCCAGGCGCACUCCGUACCUGCCUGGUGAUGCUUAAGAGGGGGCCAGGUAGAAGACAGGUGGUCACAUUUAGGGAUGUCCGACUCCUGGGAAGCCCGACAAGGCGACUAGAGUCCAUGGGGCCGGGGGAGGCGGGCCCCCCAUGCUGCAGCGCGCACUCCAAUAGGCGCCUGGGAGGCGGGCGGCUGCGGAUCCAGGAGGGGGUUGGUGGCCGGCCAUCCCUGAGCGUCAGGCUCACUGCCCAGCCCCAGGGCCACCAUGUAGGCCACACAUCCCCUGGCACCGAGCCUGGGCUGCCGUUGCCCCAUGUCCCGUACCGCUGGUAG